Cucurbita moschata (crookneck pumpkin) is the source of this 615-nucleotide messenger RNA. RefSeq lists its product as uncharacterized. The coding region runs from base 1 to 615 and encodes 204 amino acids. The transcript has a single exon. The record is from RefSeq and is a predicted model, not a curated record. NCBI's taxonomy places the organism in Eukaryota, Viridiplantae, Streptophyta, Magnoliopsida, Cucurbitales, Cucurbitaceae.
AUGGGCAAUGCCGCCGCCUCUCCAUGUUAUGUAUCAAUUUCCGUCUCCCGCCGCCGCUCCUCCGCCGUCAAACUCGUCUUCUCCGACGGCUUUACUAGACUCCUCCCCGGUAAGCACCACAUGGCCGGUGAAAUCAUGUUCCGAUUCCCAAACACGAUGAUCUGUCACGCCGAUUCCUUCUUCAUCGGUCACACCAUCCCCUCCUUAGGCACCGACGACAAACUCAUCGCCGGCGAGACCUACUUCAUCCUCCCGCUCGAUCUAUUCGCCUCCUUCGACGUUCUCACCACAUCGUCGCUCGCAGCCCUCGGCGCUCAAAAGGCGAAGACCGUGAAAUUUUCCGGUCCUUGUCCGUUUGAGUAUGUUCGAAACGCAAAUGGAAGAGUUCUGAUUAAGGUCGCGCCGGAGUUCAUUCUUCGCCUAAUUUCCCCGGCGGACGACGGCGGAGGAGGUCAAUUUCUGUGCAGUACGCCGGAGUUGAAGAAACAUUACGAUCAACUCGUCGGAUCGAAGGGCCCGGUUUGGUCCCCCAAAUUGGAGAGCAUUUCGGAGUAUGAAAUUAGGCAUUCACCCUAUAAAUUUGUAGGGUUUAAACUCAAACAAAAAGAAGGCUAA